Molecule: messenger RNA, 678 nt
Organism: Saxophila tyrrhenica
Lineage: Eukaryota; Fungi; Ascomycota; Dothideomycetes; Mycosphaerellales; Extremaceae
Exons: 2
Coding region: 1-678 (225 amino acids)
Source: RefSeq, a predicted model, not a curated record
AUGCCGGACAUGAAGCCAAUCACACUCUGGGGCCACCCCUUCGCACCCAACCCGCUCAAGGUCGCUAUCAUCCUCUGCGAGCUCGACAUCCCACACGAGAUCAAAAUCGUCGCUUUCGAAGACGUGAAGCAAGAGCCUUUCCUGAAGCUCAACCCGAACGGCCGUAUGCCCGCCAUCGAAGACCCCAACACCGGAAUCGUUCUCUGGGAGAGCGGCGCCAUCAUCGAGUACCUCAUCGAAACCUACGACACCGAGAAUAAGCUCAGCUAUGCAGACUCUCCCGAGAAGUGGGCGCAGAGCAGCUGGAAGCAUCUGCAGAUGAGCGGACAGGGACCGUACUACGGUCAGCUGGUGUGGUUCAGCAAUUUCCACCAAGAAAAGCUUCCAUCCGUCAUCUCCCGCUACGAGAAAGAGUUGGACCGCGUCGUGUCCGUCCUCGAACUGCAGCUCACCAGAACUGGGAAACCCUACCUCGUCGGCGACAAGUGCACCUAUGCUGAUCUGAUGUUCAUUCCAUGGCACCGUGCGAUCCCAGGGCAACCAACGCAUGACUUCUUCACGAAGACGUGGCCGGAGAAGUACCCGGUCAGCUAUGAGUGGAAUCAGAGGUUGCUGGCGAGGGAUGGGGCGAAGAAGGCUUUGGCAGAUGGGCAGAAGCUGAUGCAACGGUCGCAUUAG